CCCCUAUUCUACUCGCCUCACUUCCCAACUAGUACCCAUUCCUCCUUUCAUCUCUUCUCUUCUUUGAUAAGAAAUGAUGAAUAGCUUCAUACGUAGUGGGGUUGGCAUUCUAGGAAGUGCUUUUGCUUUGUUCAUGUACGGUGCACCAAUAUGUACGUUCAGGAGAGUGAUGUUGAACAAGACAAGUGGAGAAAUGUCAGGGUUACCCUACGCAGUGGGUUUGUUCAACUGUCUUGUGUACGCUUGGUAUGGCUGUCCUCUCAUUAGCAAUGGAUGGGAUAACGCUCUUGUCCUCGCUAUCAAUACCAUUGGCCUUCUUCUCCAGUGCUGCUUCUGCACCAUCUAUCUCCUUUUUGCCCUACCCAAAUCAAAGAGAAGAAUGGGUACGAUGGUUGUAGGAGUGUUGAUGGCUUUCUUAAGCUUGGUGACAGUUUCUAUGUGGGGUUUGAAUGCCCAGAAGAAAUUGGUUGUGGGAAGUACUGGAAUGGUGGCAUCUGUCAUUCUCUAUGGAUCUCCACUCUCCGAUAUUAGAACAGUAGUUCGAACAAAGAGUGUGGAGUGCAUGUCAUUCUAUUUCUCAUUUUUCGCAUUCCUCGGCAGUGUGUUGUGGUUGGUGUAUGGUGCUCUCAGCAAAGACAAUCUUAUCAUGGCCCCCAAUUUUCUUGGAAUACCAUUAGCUUCAGUUCAGAUUAUAAUAUAUUGCAUGUAUAAAAGAAAGAAGCGAUUAAGAGUGGCAGCUGAAGAUGGGAAAGUGGAAGUAGUAACAGUAAUUGAAUUGGAGAGCGUGGAGGAUAAAAGUUUGGCCAUGACCAAGAUCCCUGCUUUUCCCUCAUCUUGACAGCUAUAUGCAGUUUAAGAGUGUUAUCCAUUAUUGAUCUACUCCGACUACUGCAAAUGAGUUUCUAAGAGACUCAAUUCGUUUCUUGAAUGUUACUUUGGCGUAGAAAUAACUCUUAAAAUAAUAGCUAGUUUAUUCACCAUUUAAACUAUAUCAUGUGCAUUUCCUUUCCAUUCCCCUAGAGAAAGUUAAAAAAACACUCCUACUCCAUUUUAUAAGAGAAACAAUAAAAUAAUU
Molecule: messenger RNA, 1075 nt
Organism: Cryptomeria japonica (Japanese cedar)
Lineage: Eukaryota; Viridiplantae; Streptophyta; Pinopsida; Cupressales; Cupressaceae
Product: bidirectional sugar transporter SWEET3b-like
Exons: 6
Coding region: 74-838 (254 amino acids)
Biological process (GO): carbohydrate transport
Cellular component (GO): membrane
Molecular function (GO): sugar transmembrane transporter activity
Source: RefSeq, a predicted model, not a curated record